UGCCAGCGCAGACCGCCCAACGCACGCGGGUUCCACCGCGAAGGUUGUUUCGGCAAGGUGUCGGCCUUCGUCAGCAGCAACAUGUUCUACGUUGCCACGGCUGCCUUGGGGCUGGCUCUGCUGCAGCUCAUCGGCAUCGUGCUGGCCUGCCUGCUGGCUGCCCGCCUUCCUGCCCACCUGCUGGGCAUCACUACCCCUCGCUGA
Messenger RNA from Mesitornis unicolor (brown roatelo), 204 nucleotides. Its product is annotated as CD63 antigen-like. NCBI's taxonomy places the organism in Eukaryota, Metazoa, Chordata, Aves, Mesitornithiformes, Mesitornithidae. Gene Ontology annotation, cellular component: membrane. The record is from RefSeq and is a predicted model, not a curated record. The transcript has a single exon. The annotation marks the transcript as partial.